UAAAGCACGUUGGACCAGAGUGUUCCUAAUUGCUCACUAUUGGAGCGCAGGCCAUUUGCGUGGUCCCAUGGGGAUGGGAGCAGGGUGACAUGGUGUGGGCUGGGGCUGAUGGUGCCGUGGGUCUGAGGCUGGCACAGCUCCUGCAGAGCGGCUCUGUGGGGCUGCCUGGCUCCGUCUAUGGCGGGGCUUUGGGGCAGGAUGUGGCUCUUCCUGUCUGGGGAAAGCUGAGUGGGAACAAGACUUGAAGGCCUUGUAUUGGAAAAGAAGAAUUGAAGGAAGAGUGGAAGCAGAGCUGGGAUCCCUCUGCUGGGACAGCCCUUCCCCUGCAGCAUGGCUGCCCCGUUCCAUGGAGACGUGCUCUUCCAGAUGGCUGAAGUCCACAGGCAGAUCCAGAACCAGCUGGAGGAAAUGCUGAAGUCCUUCCACAACGAGCUUCUGACACAGCUGGAGCAGAAGGUGGAGCUGGACUCGCGCUACCUGAGCGCUGCGCUGAAGAAAUACCAAACAGAGCAAAGGAACAAGGGCGACUCGCUCGACAAGUGCCAGGCUGAGCUGAAGAAGCUGCGGAAGAAGAGCCAAGGAAGCAAAAACCCCCAGAAGUACUCAGACAAGGAGCUGCAGUACAUCGAGGCCAUCAGCAACAAGCAAGGUGAGCUGGAGAAUUACGUCUCCGAUGGCUAUAAGACAGCUCUGACCGAGGAGAGGCGGCGGUUCUGUUUUCUGGUGGAGAAGCAAUGUGCUGUGGCCAAGAGUGCAAUCACCUACCAUGCUAAGGGGAAGGAGAUGCUGACACAGAAGCUCCCACUGUGGCAGCAGUCAUGCUCUGAUCCCAACAAGAUCCCGGACCGUGCCAUCCAGCUGAUGCAGCAGAUGGCUGCUAGCAGCAAUGGCACCAUCAUGCCUAGCCCUCUGUCUACAUCCAAGUCCAACCUCAUCAUCUCUGACCCCAUUCCUGGUGCCAAACCUCUCCCUGUUCCCCCGGAGCUGGCACCUUUUGUUGGACGCAUGCAGGAGGCCAUGCCGGCGGUGAAUGGAGUCUCGGGCCCAGACAGUGACGAUUACAACCACUGGUCUGAGGUGAAGCCAGCACAGCCCAAAUCUUUAUCUCCUCCCCAGCCUCAGAAGCAGCUGAGCGACUCUUACUCGAACACGCUUCCCGUUCGCAAAAACGUGACCCCGAAAAACAGCUACGCCUCAGCUGAAAACAAGACACUGCCACGCUCCAGCUCCAUGGCUGCAGGGCUCGAGAGGAACGGCAGGACGAGGGUGCAGGCCAUUUUCUCUCAUGCUGCCGGGGAUAACAGCACCCUCCUGAGCUUCAAGGAGGGAGACCUCAUCACACUGCUGGUGCCGGAGGCCAGGGAUGGGUGGCACUACGGAGAGAGCGAGAAAACAAAACUGAGGGGCUGGUUUCCUUUCUCCUACACACGUGUCCUUGACAAUGAUGGCAGUGAGCGGGUCCAUGCGAGCCUGCAACAGGGGAAGAGCAGCAGCACGGGCAACCUGCUCGACAAAGAUGACAUUGCCAUCCCACCGCCCGACUACGGCAUGUCCUCACAAGCCUUCCCAUCUCAGAACAUCAACACCUUCAAGCAGAGGCCGUACAGCGUGGCUGUGCCUGCCUUCUCCCAGGGUCUCGAUGACUAUGGGACGAGGUCUGUGAGCAGAAACCCCUUUGCCAACGUCCAGCUGAAACCGACCGUGACGAACGACCGCUCGGCGCCGCUCAUCAGCUGAUGCCGGGAGCGCUGCCGCCGCGUGGCACUGCCGCCUCCUCGUCGCCCGGCGCAUGGCUGCCUCCCAGAGCCGCCUUUUUAGGCAGAGUUUAUUUAAUCCUGCUGCUUUGAAAAGCCAAAGGCUAAAGCUUUAGUGCCCCGAUUUCCUCUCUUCUCUAGAUCCAGCUCGCUGAUUGCAGUGGUGGGGGUCAGAUGGCUGCCAAACAGCCUGAUGCCCCCCCCGGGUCAGACACCCCAUGCUCCUAGCUCGUGCCCCAUAGCCAGGUUUGCUUCUCAGAGUGGCAGCAGCUUGCAGGGGAGGGAGGAAGGCACGGGGGACACCCUGCUCAUGGGAUGCAGCGACAACGGGCGGGCAGGGGAGCCCCAGUCUCCCCUUAAGCAAAGGAGUUGCUGGUGCCAGUGCUGCAGCCCUGGGUCAGGGCUGGACUCUGCUCCCUGGGGCUGCUGCAGUGCCUCGGCCGUGUACAUAGGGGGGGUGUUACGGUACUACUGUAGGAUAUAAGCUAAGAAAUACACAAGGAGCAGAGGGCUCCGAGGAUAUGUGCCACGGGAUAGCCAGCACUGCUGUGCUCCUUCCCAGGCUCAGCCCCAGAGCCCUCCUGCUUUGCUGCUUCUCUUCCAUUAUUCCUAGGGCUGCAUGAGACUGAAAUAUAUACACCUAUAUACUCGCACCCCCAGCCCUGCCAAAGGGGAAGGGGUUUUUGAAGCAGGAGCUGCAUCUUUGCUGCAUGAUGCAGCUGGCACCAGUGAGGCACAGCUGGGAGCAGUGCUCAGAAGUUCUGCCUUUCCCAUUGUGUUGCACUUUUUAAAUUGUUUGAGCACAGAGGACCGCUCGGGUUGCUGUGACUGUAGGUUUAGCCCAGGUGGCAGAGAGCUGACUGCGUUGGUCACCGCUGGUGGGGUUCUGCUGUGGAGUGGCUUUCCAGUUAGAGCCAGCUGCUGGCACUGCUGUGCCCCCUUGCAUGGCUCGUGAAAGUGCCCUGCAGGAGAGCAUCCCCACCCAGGGCCAAAGUGAUGCUGGCUGCACCUGGGGUGCAUUUUGCUCCCGGACACAUUGCUGCUGUUUCUGUGGGGCUGGAGCAGCACUGUGACCCCCAGCAUUCUGCCCACCACAGCCCACCUCCAGGUGCUGUCCUCCGGCACCCUUGCAUCACGCAUGGGAAGCCACCACCUUGUCCCUAACUCUGCCCAUCCCAACAGCACCCCAAAAUGCAGUGCAGGGCUUGCACCCUGCCCAAUGUGCCCCAAGGAUGGUUGCAGCUGUGCCAACCCCAGGUCUCACCGUGUGGUGCCAACUCUUCUGCCACGCUCUGAGAGCCACUGUGUUGUGCCUCAGGGCAACAAGGGGCAGGGGAAGGCUCCGCUGCAUCUCGGGGCCUUCAGGAGGGCUGGGGGGCUCACAGCCGGGGUAGGGGGUGUGAGGAUGGGGUGUGCCUUGUCACCAGCCCCGUGUCGUCCUCUUCCAGCCCCGUAGGAGAGGCUGCUGAGCCUGAGGUUUCACUGCACCUCCUGCCUUGAUGGGCACCUGCAAGAUGUAACCUGAAAUUGUUUUGUUUUGUUUUUUAAUGAGAGGACAAAAAAAAAAAGAAGUAAUUUAUGAGCAAUAAAAUUUACCUCCCCACCACUGGGCACCCCGCGUUU
This is a messenger RNA of Lagopus leucura (white-tailed ptarmigan), 3377 nucleotides long. It is a transcript of the gene BAIAP2, whose product is annotated as BAR/IMD domain containing adaptor protein 2. The record is from RefSeq and is a predicted model, not a curated record. The transcript has 12 exons. NCBI's taxonomy places the organism in Eukaryota, Metazoa, Chordata, Aves, Galliformes, Phasianidae. Gene Ontology annotation, cellular component: nucleoplasm; cytosol. Gene Ontology annotation, biological process: actin filament bundle assembly; actin crosslink formation; plasma membrane organization. Gene Ontology annotation, molecular function: cytoskeletal adaptor activity; protein binding. Bases 331 to 1737 code for a protein of 468 amino acids.